Messenger RNA from Phaeoacremonium minimum UCRPA7, 1662 nucleotides. Its product is annotated as putative fad-dependent pyridine nucleotide-disulfide oxidoreductase protein. The record is from RefSeq and is a predicted model, not a curated record. Lineage: Eukaryota; Fungi; Ascomycota; Sordariomycetes; Togniniales; Togniniaceae. Bases 1 to 1662 code for a protein of 553 amino acids. Gene Ontology annotation, molecular function: oxidoreductase activity; flavin adenine dinucleotide binding. The transcript has a single exon.
AUGGCACAAGCCAAGAACGUUCUCAUUGUCGGCGGCGUUGCAGGUGGAAUGUCUGCGGCCACUCGUUUGCGACGCCUUGACGAAACUGCGAAGAUAACAGUACUCGAAAAGGGGCCGUACAUCAGCUACGCCAACUGUGGCAUCCCUUAUAACCUGGGCGGCGUGAUCGAGAAAGAGUCCGCCCUGCAUCUCCAGACUGUGCCCAAGAUAAAGGCUUGGUUCAAUGUCGAUGUCCAUGUUAACACGGAACUCCUUCGCAUUGACCGUGGAAACAACACUGCAACAGUUCGCGACAAUAAGACUGGAAUCGAGUCCACAUUACCAUACGACAAGCUAAUCCUAGCUAUGGGUGCCGAAGCAUUCGUGCCUCCGAUAAAGGGAGUCCACUCGAAACACGUCUUCCACUUGCAGACAAUUCCCGAUCUACAGCAAAUCGAAGCUUUUAUUGUAUCCAAUAACGUCCGUCGUGCUGCUGUCUUAGGAGGCGGCUUCAUUGGCCUCGAAGCGGCCGAGAAUCUGCGAAAGCGCGGCCUGGAAGUAUCCCUCUUCGAAUACGGCCCUCACGUCUUCCCGCUUGUCGACGGCGAUAUCGCGGAGAGGCUCGAUACCGGGCUGGUACGAAACGGAAUUGACCUAGCUCUCAACGCUCGCGUCCUAGAAAUCACCGAUUCGAGCAUCGUUGCAGAAGGUCGCGAUCCAACACCUGUUGACUUGGUUAUUGUGGCUGUGGGCAUUCGCGCCAGGAGUGCCAUUGCCAAAGAAGCUGGACUCGCGGUGGGUCAGAAGGGAGUCACUGUCAACGAGUCAAUGCAGACUUCUGAUCCUGACAUCUACGCCGUUGGAGACAUGGUUGAGACUCAACACCUCGUCACUGGCACAGCCGUGCAAACGGCUCUCGCUGGUCCGGCAAAUCGUCAGGGCCGGCUUGCAGCAGAUCAUAUUGCCGGACGUGCUGUCCAAUACCGUGGUAAUGUCGGCACAGCUGUCUGUCAAGUAUUCGAUCAAACCGUUGGCCUGGUAGGACUCUCGACAGACAACCUGAAACGCGCGGGCAUCGAGCAUGAAUACGUCACAGUUCACCCACCGCAGCAUGCGAGCUGGUACCCCGGAGGCACACCGAUGACGAUGAAGGUCGCCUUCGAAGUGUCCAGCGGGAAGAUUCUUGGUGCUCAGAUCGUUGGAGGCGAAGGUGUAGACAAGAGAAUCGACGUCUUGGCGACGGCCAUGCGCGGUGGUCUGACGAUUGAAGACCUUGAGCAUCUGGAGCUCGGAUACGCACCCCCAUAUGGAGCAGCCAAGGACGCAAUCAACAUGGUUGGCUUUGUUGGCGGAAAUGUCCUGCGUGGUGAUGUGAAGAUUGUUCAUGCAGCAGAAUUCGCAGACGGUAGCCUGAACCUGAAGGAUUAUCAGGUCGUUGACGUUCGGUCCCCCGAAGAAUUCGCAAGAGGGCAUGUUAAGGGGGCAGUUAACAUCCCGAUCGGGGGAUUGAGGGAACGGAUGGCAGAAUUGAGCCAAGACAAGAAGAUAUUGACUUACUGCUAUGUAGGAUAUCGCGGGUAUUUGGCUUAUAGAGUGUUGGUGCAGAAUGGGUUUGACGUUGUCAAUCUAGAUGGCGGUUUCAAGGCUGUUAGCGAAGGCGGGUAUAAGUCACUUCAGGCAUAG